Messenger RNA from Seriola aureovittata, 6796 nucleotides. RefSeq names its product MINDY lysine 48 deubiquitinase 1 (gene mindy1). Gene Ontology annotation, biological process: protein K48-linked deubiquitination. The transcript has 12 exons. The coding region runs from base 1429 to 3192 and encodes 587 amino acids. NCBI's taxonomy places the organism in Eukaryota, Metazoa, Chordata, Actinopteri, Carangiformes, Carangidae. The record is from RefSeq and is a predicted model, not a curated record. Gene Ontology annotation, molecular function: K48-linked deubiquitinase activity; cysteine-type carboxypeptidase activity; cysteine-type deubiquitinase activity. Gene Ontology annotation, cellular component: cytosol; cell periphery.
AAGUGCUGCACCUGAUAUAAUUGUCCUGAACCGACGCCAAACACCAUUCAAAUUACUACUCGGUUGUGUUGCUGUGAUUGUUGGGUAUGCCCGGGUGAAUUGUGGUUAAAACUACUUUACUUUCUUAAACUAGUGGUUCUCUUUUUCUAACUCCAGCUGUCGGCCAGCGGCGAGCCGAGCCGCACUGACUAGACGUUGUAAAAAGUAGAUCUUUAUUUCAAACACACACUGUUCGGAUACUAUGUUCGCUGGAUUUAGAAGUGUCUCCUAACGAAGAGGUGGAAAUGUUAAUUAGUGUGUGUAAUUGUGCUGGUAAGUAAAUUAAUGUAAUUCACAUUUUUAAAUGGAGUUAUGCGUGGUCAUUAUCGAACACAGUGAGGCUGGCCGUGUGCUAGCAAACUUUAUUUAAGCAAUCGUGGGAACGAACAUCGUAGUGACCGCAUUGUCAAGUCCAAAGUCUUCUUGUGUUUGUUUUUACUACAUCUACAGUUUGGACUGUCAGAGUACUGAGUGAUUCUGUUUCAUCAGUAAUAAAAAAAAAAAAACAAAAAAAAAAAACAGAAAAAACUUCAGCGAUGGCUAACGGCUAACUGCCUUUUAAAGAUGGGCGGAUGUGACGUCAGGGGGUGCUGUUUGUGCCCUGCGGUGGGCGGGGCCUGUGAGCGGAGAGGAAUGUAAACAGCUAGCACGCCCGUUCACCCGCCACAGUUAGCACGGAUCAGACGUCCGCACCCCGUGUCAGUAACCAGCAUCUUAUUUAGCCGGAUGUUUGUUGUGACGUGGAUGCGGGGGUCAGUGCCGGGUCCCAGGCGGACUUGACUCAGUGUCUCUGCGGAACAACAGCGAACUUAGCUGAGUUAGCUCGGAGAGCUAGCGUCGGGUUGGCUAGCUCCUGUAGCAGAAAGCAGCUUAACGCGGAGCCGUGAGUCGCAGGUUUCAGGGUUUCUGUCCGGUUUCUGCUGAGCUGGUGCGACAGGCCGGAGACCACCAUCCGCAGUGUGGCAGGACGUCUGGGACUGUUUCGACGACAAACGGAAAUAAUCCCCACACUUUAUCUGACAGUCACGUUUACAGCCACAAACAGGCUCUUUCUCUUCAUAUUUUCUACCUUCAACAUCUGUUUGUUCAUAAGGAUUUGACCUGUUUGUUUUGUGUAACUCUGAGCUGGUGGUCAGCACAUAGGAGUCUCCCGAGGGCCAUGUUAAAGCUUCAGCUGCUCACUGUCAGCUCCUCCGUCACACCUUCAUCUUAAAACAGCGUCUGUGAAGCCUGUGAACUUGUGACCAGAACAAACGUCCUGACACUGAGGCUGUCUCUGAUGAAGGUCUCAGCUCCUACACUUUGUCUUUGUGUACAUGAGGACCUGGUGUUUUCUCUGUGAAGCGGCGGACCUUGUUUCUCCAGAGCUAACCAGUCGAUCAUCUGACGAUGGCCGAGUCCAGCUCGGAACCGGCAGCUGCAGAACUGCUGAUCGAACCCACUCUAGCCACAGAAACCGUCUCCAAGGAACUGAUAGUAACCACGGUGACAGAGGGGUCGGGCCGAACGUUGGGGUCGGACACCAGAGCCAAGGUCCCGAGCAGCAACGGGGAUGCCAACAGUCCUCUACCCAGCAAAGAGGAGGCCACGCCCACACCACAGGAGUCCUCAUUGGUGUCGUCUGAAAACGGGACUGUAACCACGGUCACCACAGAAGAAGAAUCUGUGUCCGCUCUGCUCAGACACAUUGGGACUGAGGGAAGACAGAACAGAGCAGGAGACCCAGGUCUGGAGCUGGACCUGGAGGACAGCUCAUCGGUAGCCACGGCAGGCGGUUCAGAGGACCAGCGGGAGUCCACAGACUCGGCGUCCUUCUCCAUCCCCAGUCUGGAGCUGUCAGACGGGGUCACGGCCACAGGAAACUCCCUGGACGUGGAUGACGGCCUGUCCUCGUCCUACUCUGCUCUGGGCGCUGAAGGCUGCUCUCUGUCCACCGAGGUCCCCAGUCUGAAGGGCGAUGAGACGCAAGAAGCUGCAGGGGGCGCUGUCGCUGCUGCAGCAGCAGUUCUUCCUGCUGCCGCUGCCGCUGCCUCGUCCUCCACAGCUGCUGCAGCUGUGGAGCCCAGGCCGUCCAUGCCCGCGUACUACCUGGUGAAGUGGAUCACCUGGAAGGAGAAAAAGACCCCCAUCAUCACUCAGAGCGAGAACGGACCCUGCCCCCUGCUGGCCAUCAUGAACACACUCUUCCUGCGCUGGAAGGCAAAGCUUCCUGCUCAGACUGAAGUGGUCACCACCGAGGACCUGAUGGCUCACCUGGGAGAGUGUGUGUUGUCUGUCACACCCAGAGAGAAAGCUGAUGGGAUGGAGCUCAACUUCCAACAGAACAUGAGUGAUGCCAUGGCGGUCCUCCCUAAGCUCUCCACAGGUCUGGAUGUUAACGUACGUUUCACUGGAGUCACAGACUUUGAAUACACACCUGAGUGCAUCGUGUUCGACCUGCUGGACAUCCCACUGUACCACGGCUGGUUGGUCGACCCACAGAGUCCAGAGAUGGUGGCUGCUGUGGGGAAACUGAGUUACAACCAGCUGGUGGAGAAAAUCAUCGACUACAAACACUCUGCUGACAGCAGUCGAGUCAGUGAAGGUCUUGUAGCAGAGCAGUUUCUGGAGUCGACAGCGACUCAGUUGUCGUAUCACGGUCUGUGUGAACUCAACACGACGGCCAAAGAGGGAGAGAUCUCCGUGUUCUUCAGGAACAACCACUUCAGUACCAUGAUCAAACACAAGGGUCACCUGUACCUGCUGGUGACAGAUCAGGGUUUCCUGCAGGAGGAGGGUCUGGUCUGGGAGUCUCUUCAUAACGUCGAGGGCGAUGGGAACUUCUGUGACUCUGACUUCAGACUGUGUCAUCAGAGAGCUCCGCCCACCUCCACCCUGCCCCCCACGGCCCAGGACCAGCAGAGACAGAUUGACCAGGACUACCUGGUGGCGGUGUCCCUGCAGCAGCAGCAGGGCGGGGCCCCGGGGCCCCUCAGUGACCUGGAGUUGGCCCGUCAGCUCCAGCAGGAGGAAUACCAGCAACAGCAGCAACUCCAGCAACAACAGCAACAGCAGCAGCAGCAGGGAUCAGUGCAGGCAGCACAGCAGGUCAGAGGUCAGGGGUCACAGCAAGCCAGGAGGAGAGACAAGGACUCAGACUGUAUCCUCCUAUAGACUCUUCAUCAUCUUCAUCAUCUGUAACACACACAGACACAGACACACACACACACACACACACACACACACACACACACACACACACACACACACACACACACACACACACACACACACACACACACACACACAGUCAGCUCGAUGCCAAACCCCAGUGCUUUGUUCCACAGGUGACAGUUUGGGAACGUUUGUAAAUUUGUAAGAAGUGAAGAUGAAGUCUGGUAGAACACACAGGUACAACUGUAACAGUCUUUAUAAAGGGUUUGUAACACAUAACUAAUGUCUUUAUUAACAGUCAAUAAAAUCAUUUACGGAUGUUAAAUUGAUCAGUUAUAAAUCAUAUAUAAGAUACAUUUAUGGAGCGUGUGGAGCUGAAACAGUUCAACAAAAAGAAAAUCUAAAAUAUUUUGCUUUUUUCGCAGUUGUUUUAGUGCUCAUAGACAACAACAUAAUGAGAUCAGCUCUGGUUUACUCAUUUAAUUAAUUACAAAAAUUAAACUUUCUAAUUAGCCAUCAGUAGAAGCGAACCAGUCAUCUGCAGUUACAAAAGUUCAGUCAUUAAUUAAAGGUCUUUUUAAAAAUCCAAGAGGUGUGUGGAUUUAAAUACCGAUCAGUGGUUAAAAAACGGAUUUUGUCUCCGAUUAUCUUUGGCUUUUUGCAGAAGGUCAGAGGUUAAAUGAUUCAUUUGAACGUUUUACCUGAAGAAAAGAUGCAGAAAAAUUCUUGCUGGAGAACGAACAGCAGCCACAACUGACAACCCAAAGGUUUUUCUUAUUGAUGGUUUAUAGCUGAUCUAUAAAGCUUAGAUAAAUGAUUUAUUAACCGUUAAUGAAGUGAUAAGUCACAAUUGUUGACAUUGACAAUGGCGCCAAGCGAUGAUGAAGGAAAAUUGGUGAAAACCUGUUUAUUUGAUCUGUAAUCUCUUUUAUUGACCAGAAUGACAUGAGCAGUUUUUUCUGAUGAAACCAGUUUCACCAGCUGAAGCCACGUUUCUGCAUUAAUUUUUCCUGCUUGUUUUCACACCAGUGGAAAAUAAUAAUGGAUCAGAGUCAUUUUACAUGUUUUAGAAGAGUCGGACAGUCUUCUGUAAUUCUUCUCUUUUAUGAAAACUUGAAUUUAUGGAGCUUUUUAACCCUGAAAGUGCAUUUACAAAAGUAAAAGAAAAUCAGGUUUUCUCCAAAUUCCACUUCUAUAUUUCAUGAUUUUGACUUAAAUUUUUCCAUCCUCUGUGAAUGAUCCACCACAAUUAACAUUAAAAAGUUCCUGUUGUUGUUAUGUGACCCCCUCUGAGGAACUUGAUAAUUUCCCAGUAAUCAGCUUCACUGCAGAUGAAACUAAACUUUAAACCAGGACGUCAGCAGAGACCAACCAUACAAAACUCCCUCCACUGAUUUUGUUUCCAUUGAUGCAGAAAAUAAGCUCUGAAGUUCAAUAAAGUUUUUCAUUUUGAUAACUGUUGAUAUCUGGCUCCAGUUAUAGAGGAAGCUCCUUUUUAAACCCAUUAUUCAUUUAUUACUGGAAACAGAAUCUGUAUAUAUUUCUGGAGUGAGACCGGGAACGUUUCAGCCCCUGUUCAUGGUCAGACUCUUACACUUCAGAUUUGUAACCGUGGUAACGGGACUGUAAGGCAGCAAAUGGCUUUACCUUUAUCCACAAUUUUUCUAGAGACGGUGUCAAAUCCAACAUUUCUCAACAACUGAUGAGCAGGCUGCAGUGGAUCAGAAGGACAGUGUAUCGUGUGAACACCUGAGUUUUUUUGUCAAAGCUCAGAUGUUGUCACUUUUUUCCUUCUUUAGUUGUAGUUUGAAUUUUAGAUUUCUCUCCUGCUGACACUUAAUUGGAACUUAAGGCUGAACUUUCGCUAAAAUUAGAACCAAAUUAAAUCUUACUUCUUUGAAGUUGUUAAUUAGUAAUUUACCUGUGAAAUAAAAAGUUACGUGAAAAUAAAUAAACCAAAAUCUAAUGUGACAUUUUGUUGUUUUACUUAAACUGUGUUUCAUUAAAACGUGUUUAAUUACAGCAGGUAAUCUUUUAUGUUGGUGCCAACAUGAACCUUUUUCAUUCUGACAUUAGAGCAACACUUUUUUCUAAACCUUGUAUAAAAACAUUUUUCUACAGAAACAACAAUACAAUCUAAAACUAAAUGUCACAGCUGCUCAAAAACAUUUCUAAAAUAAAAUACAGGGAAAAAAAGAUUGAAAUGACAAAUUUGUGAUCACAGCCCGAGUCAGGACAGAAAUCUGAUGAUGUGUUCACUGCCUCCUGUCAGUGCUCGUCUGUUCUCACAGGUUUGACAGCUGGUCACAUUUGUUGACUGCAGAGCUUAUGACUGAGCAGAACUUUGAUCUGUGUGGAAGCUCGAACCUGCCUGGAAAAUAAACAGAUAAAAGAAAUGAUACAAGAAUAGUUCUUUUGAACUAAAUAUUUUUUAAUAGAAAUAUAAGUAGAAUUUCUAUCCUGCUGUAAUAACCGAGAUUUUCUUAUAUCUGGACUUUCUGAUUAAACAUUUUGACUGUAGUUAUGAUUUAAUUUCAGAUAAAGUUUUCUCUUAUUUCAUCCUAAUGAGCUCAUUUAAAUUAGAUUUGUGACUUAAUUCUUUAUUGAAAACACAUUUUUAUUUAUAUAUUUAUGACUCAGAAUCAGAGUGUAAUUUUGUCUUAAGUCAAAAUGUUGAUGUAUUAAUGACUUAAAAUUUUGAGUGUUCAUCAAGAUUUUUAAUUUAUCUAUCUUAUUAUUCUUUAAUACUUAGUCAGAAUUUUAACAUAAUAUUAAUAUAUAUGCUUAAUAUAAUCUGCACUCAAUAUACAAGAAUUAUUUUUGAUUUAUCUGUAUUUAUAUCUGAAAAUUUCAUCUUAAGUGAAAAUGUUGAUUUAUUAUCCUAUAUAUAACUUAUCUGAUCAUUUCUGACUUAAUAUCUCAGAAUUAUAUUUAUAAGUUAAACAGUUGGUUCAUUAUCUCAUAUUUAUGACUCGGUGUCUCAAAAUUUUGACCCAAUAACUUAAAAUUUAGAUUUAUAAUAUUUAUUUCCAUCCAAAUAUUUCAUGUAUUUUUGUCUUUUCCUGGCAGAUUCAAGCCUCUGUACAUUUAAAUCUGUUGAGGAAACAAACUGGACGAGAAAAAAAAGUUUCUGGAUCAACUCAAAAAUACCACAGUCGUUACUGAAAUAAAACUGUCUUUCGACUGAAUCCAUGUUAAUUCUGCUGCUGAUUCACAGUCCUGGUCUUAAGGCAUUAACAAAAACCAGGGCCGGCUCUGGUCUCUGAAAUGAACCAAAACCAGAACAAAAAUUCAGAAACGCACUCGUCCUGAUUUAAACAACUUCUUUAAGCCACGUUGAACGGUUAACAUCUUAAACUGAGAAAUAAAAGUGUUCUCUAAUCAGAUGUUGGUUUCAGAGAAGUGCAUUUAGCACUUACAACUUUCCCAUCAUGCCUCUGUGAGUGUUUCGGGGCAUCGUCGUUACUUUCUGUCUGUCAUCUGGUAUUUUUUUCUUUGGUGUGAUUGUUGAGCUUCAGUCUGACUGUCUGACCGCUGCCAUGCUCUGUUCAGCUUUGUAUUUAAUUUGUCAUGAUGUCAAAUUGUCAAUAAAAACAAAACCAAA